Lathyrus oleraceus (garden pea) is the source of this 537-nucleotide messenger RNA. RefSeq lists its product as uncharacterized. Lineage: Eukaryota; Viridiplantae; Streptophyta; Magnoliopsida; Fabales; Fabaceae. The record is from RefSeq and is a predicted model, not a curated record. The coding region runs from base 1 to 537 and encodes 178 amino acids. The transcript has a single exon.
AUGGUUGAUGUCAAGAUAGGUGUUGGUAAACAAUUUACAAAUGAAUAUGAGUUUGUUGUUCGUGAACAUAUACUUGAACGGAUCCGCAUUGAGGCUGCCAAAUUGGGGUUCAAUGUUGUAAUCGGGAGGCCAAAUUAUGGUUCUAAUAGAAGACAAACAUUUGUGACACUUAGAUGCAAAAGAAAUGACAAGUACACAAAACCUAUUCGAAAGUUGAAACACGAUGGCACCAAUUCGAGGAAAUGUGAGUGUCAUUUUAAGUUGUGUGGGUAUCUUAUGGUGAAUAAUACAUGGACAUUUAAUGUGAUUUGUGGUAUACAUAAUCAUGGCAUGUGCUACAAGUUAGUCGAUCAGUCCAUUGCAUGUUGCAUUAAUCUUAAAGGGAAAGAACUUGUUUAUGGUAUGACAUCGAACAUGGGUAGCCCAAAACAUACUUGCAAUUGUGAAAUAGAAAAGGCCUCAAAAUGUCUCAAAUAUCAAACAUGUAUACAAUGUCCGUGUCCGAAACAACAAGACAGUAAGAGGUUCAAGAAUUGA